CAAAAAUGUACAAUUAUUUAUAAUUAGUUGUCUACAUAGGAUACUCAAUAUCUGUUGGGCAGAUACCAUCAGCAAUAGGCUUCUAUGAGAGAGGACAAAAAAACUUCCAGAUGAAGAGGAAAAUCGGAAAAGACGUUGGUCAUGGAUAAGAUAUACAUUGUGGAAAUCACCAAACUGCAUCACGAAGUAAGCUUUAACUUGCAAUGCUGAAAGGGAAUUGAAAAGAGGAAGAUCGAAGAAUAUACUACUUUGUGAAUUAGAAGCAAAUAUGAAAAAGAUGAAUAGCAACUGGAAAUAACUGGAAAGUAUUGUCCAUGACUGAGUUGGUUGGAGAAUGCUUGUGAGUGUCCUAUGCUUCUCCACAAGGAGUAACAGGCGUAACACAUCACUAUGUCUAUUGUGCGCACAACCUAUUCAGGCGCGUUUAUGAAAAGUUUACAACCUUUCGCUAUACGGGAUACAAGAAGGUACAAUCAGAGACAUCAUGGUUGCUGGCAAUAUGCAUUGAAACAAAUGAACAGUAAUCAAAUGUGGAUUACCAAACUUCUAACAUCUAACUGGUCAUCAUUCAAAAUUUAUCGUCACAAUCGAUCAAGCACAUCAUUGUCUAUUGUGCACACAAUCUAUUCAGGCGCGUUUAUGAAAAGUUUACAACCUUUCGCUAUACGUGAUACAAAAAGGUACAAUCAGCGACAUCAUGGUGGCUGGCAAUAUGCAUUGAAACGAAUGAACAUUAAUCAAAUGUGGAUUACCGAACUCCUAACAUCUAACUGGUCAUCAUUCAAAAUUUAUCGUCACAAUCGAUCAAGGUAUAAGACAAGGAAACUUGUUGAAAUACUUUAUGCCGAGAAUUCUAUGUUGUACCAAAAAUAUAAUGUUGAAUAAAGCUUCUAAUAAUA
Schistosoma curassoni is the source of this 899-nucleotide messenger RNA. The record is from the annotation of a GenBank genome assembly. NCBI's taxonomy places the organism in Eukaryota, Metazoa, Platyhelminthes, Trematoda, Strigeidida, Schistosomatidae.